Thlaspi arvense is the source of this 1188-nucleotide messenger RNA. The record is from the annotation of a GenBank genome assembly. Lineage: Eukaryota; Viridiplantae; Streptophyta; Magnoliopsida; Brassicales; Brassicaceae.
AUGAAAACCACAAAGAGAACUGAAGGUGAAAACAUGAUUAAUGCCUUACCCGACGAUUUGCUUUGUAAAGAUAUUGAUGCUUGUUCCAAUAAAAGAUGCAGUGGCUACCAUGAUUUUGUCAAAAAGGUGGUGGUAUAUUUGGACGAUGAUGCCAGAACUCCAUCACUGCAACUUCACAAAGCACCUAUAUUAGAAUACAUUUAUGUCGAACUUGGCUCACAAUGCCCUGUUGAUGUUGAUGUGGCAAAGUGGAUUGAAAAUGCGGUUGAUCGCGGGGUGUGCAGACUAAAGUUCGAUCUCAUGUGGUCAGAAAAACCUAUCAACUUGUCGGAGAGCCUUUACACAUGCGACACACUCGUCUUUUUGAGUCUUUCCAACAAGAUUUUCGUGGAUAUUGUUUCUACGGCUUGCCUCGCAUCCCUCACUUCUCUAUGUCUUCUCUCUGUUGUGUUCAAAGACGAAGAUUCUCAAGUUGGAAUUUUAUCAAGUUGUCCUAUUCUCAAAAAUUUACAUGUGGAGCGACAUAUAGAAGACAACAUGAUUAAUUUCAAUAUUGAAGUAUCUUCUCUAGAGCUCUUAAUGUAUACGUAUGCACAUAUAAAACAAGAGGAAGAUAUUAAGAGGUUUUUGCUUAUCGAUUCUCCUCUUUUAAAGACAGUCGUCAUCUGUGAUUGUUCGGGAGACUCUUGCUCGUUUGAAAACACAUAUCGCCUUGAUAAGGCAUACAUACACGUUACUUCCGACCCUAGUGACAAGUUUAUUAGAUCUCUUGCUUCCACCGUACUUCUGGAGAUAGUUUUGGCCAUUCCAACUGUUGUGUGUUUUACCUCCAAUAAUUUCUUUCAACUGAUAGAGUGUGAGAUACAACCUUUUGAGCUAGACUGGUUGGAACCACUUAUGGCUUUUGUUCAAAACUGUCCCAAACUAAAAGUUCUUCUUAUCGACCUGAUCUAUCUAAGAGAGGAUUUCCCGCUUUCUUGGAACCAUCCGAGUUCUGUUCCCAAAUGCUUGUUAAACCAUCUCGAGAUCUUUGAAUGGAAAAGAUAUGGAGGAAGAAGCCAAGAGAAGGAACUCGUGAGCUACAUUCUUGCCAAUUCUAGGUGUUUAAAACGAGUUGCAAUCAACAAUCCAGAAGAUAGUGAGGAGAUGAUGGACGAGUUAAAUCUAUGUCUAGGAUUUCACAAUCUU